This is a messenger RNA of Morus notabilis, 3332 nucleotides long. Its product is annotated as DExH-box ATP-dependent RNA helicase DExH10. Gene Ontology annotation, biological process: maturation of 5.8S rRNA; RNA catabolic process. Lineage: Eukaryota; Viridiplantae; Streptophyta; Magnoliopsida; Rosales; Moraceae. Gene Ontology annotation, cellular component: nucleus. The coding region runs from base 93 to 3068 and encodes 991 amino acids. The transcript has 18 exons. The record is from RefSeq and is a predicted model, not a curated record. Gene Ontology annotation, molecular function: RNA binding; RNA helicase activity; ATP binding.
GGAAGCGUCGUCGUCUUCGUUUUUCCGCCAUUGGAAAUGAAUUUGGAGCUGAAUUCCAGAAUCGAGGAAGCUAGCUUCAAACUUUUUCAGCCAUGGUGGAUUCCGAAUCGCCGUCCCUCGGUAAGCGGAAAGAGCCCGAAGAGUCCGAAGCUCCUCCUCCUUCUCAAGACUCUGCAAUGCGCAGCCACAAUUCGACUCGCACGUGCGUCCACGAGGUCGCCGUCCCCACCGGCUAUGUCUCCUCCAAGGACGAGGCUGUCCACGGAACCCUAGCCAACCCUGUCUUCAAUGGGGAAAUGGCCAAAUCCUACAGCUUCUCCCUCGACCCCUUUCAGAAGGUCUCCGUCGCCUGCCUGGAGCGCAACGAGUCCGUUCUCGUCUCCGCCCACACCUCCGCCGGCAAAACUGCUGUCGCCGAGUACUCCAUUGCCAUGGCCUUCCGCGAUCGCCAGAGAGUCAUUUACACUUCCCCAUUGAAGGCGUUGAGCAACCAGAAGUACAGAGAGCUCAGCGAGGAGUUUCAAGACGUCGGCUUGAUGACCGGCGACGUCACGCUCAGCCCUAACGCCUCUUGCCUUGUCAUGACCACCGAGAUUCUCCGCGGAAUGCUCUACAGAGGCUCCGAGGUUCUCAAGGAAGUCGCUUGGGUCAUCUUCGAUGAAAUUCACUACAUGAAGGAUCGAGAAAGAGGAGUUGUUUGGGAGGAGAGCAUCAUAUUCUUGCCACCGGCAAUCAAGAUGGUUUUCCUAUCAGCAACAAUGUCGAAUGCCACCGAGUUCGCAGAGUGGAUCUGCAACCUGCACAAGCAGCCGUGCCAUGUUGUGUACACGGAUUUCCGGCCAACCCCUUUGCAGCAUUAUGUGUUUCCUGUUGGUGGGAAUGGGUUAUACCUUGUUGUCGAUGAGAACGAACAGUUUAGGGAGGAUAAUUUUGUGAAGUUGCAAGACACAUUCUCAAAACAGAAGAUUGGUGAAUCCAACAACAGGAGUGCAAAUGGCAGGGCAGGUGGGAGAAUGGCAAGAGAAAGGGCGGCUUCUGGGGGUUCUGACAUAUUCAAAAUAGUGAAGAUGAUCAUGGAAAGAAAGUUCCAGCCAGUUAUUAUUUUCAGCUUCAGUAGAAGAGAGUGUGAACAACAUGCCAUGUCCAUGGCCAAGCUUGAUUUCAACACCCAAGAGGAAAAGGAUACAGUAGAACAUGUUUUUCGUAAUGCCAUUCUCUGCUUGAAUGAGGAAGACAGAGAAUUACCUGCUAUUGAGUUGAUGCUGCCGCUACUUCAGCGAGGCAUUGCUGUUCAUCAUUCUGGCCUUCUUCCUGUUAUCAAGGAGUUGGUAGAGAUUCUUUUCCAAGAAGGAUUUGUGAAGGCACUUUUUGCCACAGAAACGUUUGCUAUGGGUUUGAAUAUGCCAGCGAAAACUGUUGUUUUCACAGCAGUUAAGAAGUGGGAUGGGGAUAGUCAUCGUUUCAUUGGGUCAGGUGAGUAUAUCCAGAUGAGUGGAAGAGCUGGGCGUCGUGGCAAAGACGAGCGUGGUAUUUGCAUUAUAAUGGUCGAUGAGCAGAUGGAGAUGAAUACUCUCAAGGACAUGGUUUUGGGUAAACCAGCUCCUUUAGUGAGUACCUUUAGACUGAGUUACUACUCCAUUUUGAAUCUGAUGAGCCGUGCUGAAGGCCAGUUUACUGCCGAGCAUGUGAUAAAGAAUUCAUUCCAUCAGUUCCAGUAUGAGAAGGCUUUACCUGAUAUAGGCAAAAAGGUUUCAAAGCUUGAGGAGGAAGUUGCAAUGCUCGAUGCAUCAGGAGAGGCUGCUGUUGCUGAAUAUCAUAAAAUCAAACUUGAUAUAGCCCAACUUGAGAAAAAGAUGAUGUCAGAAAUUAUGAGGCCUGAAAGAGUUCUAUACUUCCUUCAACCUGGUCGACUGGUCAGAAUUAGAGAAGGUGGAACAGACUGGGGUUGGGGAGUUGUAGUUAAUGUUAUUAAGAAGCCAUCGACAGGGUUGGGUUCAAUCUCUUCACGCGGGGGUAUUUAUAUAGUGGAUACCUUGCUACACUGUUCUCCUGGUUCAAGUGAGAAUAGUUCGCGGCCAAAACCAUGUCCACCUCGUCCUGGAGAGAAGGGUGAAAUGCAUGUGGUCCCUGUGCAGUUACCACUAAUUUCUGCUCUCGGCAGACUCAGGAUAUCUGUUCCUCCUGAUCUGCGGCCAUUGGAGGCACGGCAAAGCAUUCUGCUUGCAGUACAGGAACUGGGAAAUCGUUUUCCCCAAGGUCUUCCAAAGUUGAAUCCAGUAUCGGACAUGGGCGUUGAAGAUGCUGAAAUCGUGGAAUUGGUCAAGCAAAUCGAGGAGCUUGAGAAACAGCUUUAUUCUCAUCCACUACAUAAGUCCCAAGAUGUGAAUCAAAUUAAGUCCUUUCAGAGGAAAGCAGAGGUGAAUCAUGAAAUUCAACUACUUAAGUCAAAGAUGCGUGAUUCUCAGCUUCGAAAGUUCCGAGAUGAACUCAAGAACCGAUCACGAGUCUUGAAAAAACUUGGUCAUAUUGACGCCAAUGGUGUUGUACAGUUAAAGGGGAGGGCGGCCUGCUUGAUUGACACAGGGGAUGAACUCCUCGUUACCGAGCUGAUGUUCAAUGGGACAUUCAACGAUCUUGAUCAUCACCAAAUUGCGGCUCUUGCAAGUUGUUUUAUUCCGGGAGAUAAAUCAACUGAGCAGAUACAAUUGAGGACAGAACUUGCCAGACCAUUACAGCAACUUCAAGACAGUGCAAGAAGGAUAGCAGAGAUACAACAUGAAUGCAAACUAGAAAUAAACGUGGACGAGUACGUGGAAUCAACAGUUAGGCCAUAUUUGAUGGAUGUGAUAUAUUGUUGGUCAAAGGGUGCAAAUUUUGCUGAUGUCAUACAAAUGACUGACAUUUUUGAGGGUAGUAUCAUUCGAAGUGCUAGAAGGCUUGAUGAGUUUUUAAACCAGUUGCGUGCCGCAGCUCAAGCGGUGGGAGAAGUCAAUUUAGAGAACAAAUUUGCCGCAGCAAGCGAAAGCCUCUGUCGGGGUAUAAUGUUUGCGAAUUCCCUGUAUCUGUAAACUUUUGACCCUAGUUUUCAACAUUUCACUGACAGUAAAUGCUGUGUGGUUUCUUAGUUUCGAAUGGACCGAUAGUAUAGAGCUUCCUUUUGUUCCCCUUUGUUUUCAUUUGCGUCAUGCUCUCUUAUAAUCUCUCUUUCUCUGUAUUGAAUUAUUAUUAGACGUUGUAUACGUCCUAACUUGGAAAACCAAGUAGGAAACAUAAAGAAGUGUUCAAGGGUUCAACAAAUUUUUGAGAAAUUUCAUGACGUGUUUGUGACACUU